Messenger RNA from Purpureocillium lilacinum, 1683 nucleotides. RefSeq lists its product as uncharacterized. NCBI's taxonomy places the organism in Eukaryota, Fungi, Ascomycota, Sordariomycetes, Hypocreales, Ophiocordycipitaceae. The record is from RefSeq and is a predicted model, not a curated record. Gene Ontology annotation, molecular function: heme binding; oxidoreductase activity, acting on paired donors, with incorporation or reduction of molecular oxygen; iron ion binding.
AUGCCACAGGAAGCAUCCAGCGCAACUGGCAUACUGCGCCAGGCGGCUGAGCAGCCGCCAUCCAGCCAUGCGCUCUUGAUCGUGGCCGCGGCCGUCGUGUUGUGGCUCUGCUGGAGCCAUUCGCGGGGCUCGCACGAGCCCAAGGCGAGCCAGCUGAUGCCCGCCUACGUCCCGCUGGAGAUUGGCCUGAGCACGAUCCUGUUGCAGUGCAAGGGGCUGGUUUCAUACCUGCCCUUUGCCCUGCGCCGUCGAACUGGGUCCCUGUUUGGCAUCACGCGCCGACACCAGAUCCUGUACAACCUGCCCGGAGUCGACAAGCUGUUUGCGACGGGCCACCGCACGCUGGACACGAACCCGUUGGGCCUGAGCAUGGUCCUGCGCGUGUUCGGCGGCCUUGUGCCUCCAGAGCUUCGCCCAAACUUUCCGGCAAUGUGCAAGAAGCUCUCCACCCCCGUGGAGAAGGGCUUUGUAAACGAUGAGGCGGCUACCGCAGCGCUUGCGAGAGCCGACGUCCCUGGCAAGGUGGGCGACCUGCUGUCGUUCUCGGAGGAGCCAGCGUCCCAGCGCCGCUGGGAGCGGGCGGCAAAGAUCACUGUCAUGGCGCAACCUGGCACUGGCCGCUCGGCAGCCGUGGAGCUGGAUCUAGAGAAUCUGUUGCGGGAUCUGGGCGCAUGCAUCUCCAUCCCGCAGCUAUAUGGCCAGGACUUUCUCGACCGCAACCCCACCCUUCUCGACGAUUUCUGGAAGUUUGACAACCAUGCCUUCCCGCUGCUUGUCGCAGGGGCGCCCAAGUGGAUCCCUAUCAAGUCAUUCAAGGAGGGCGUCGCGGCGCGGCACCGCCUUCACCUUGCGCUCGGCGGCUUCUUUCGCCGUCUGGACCAAUUUAUGAACAACGAGUCGGUCGACUUUGAUGCCGACAUGAGCGACGUCAGUGUCGUUGCCAAAGAGAGAAACGCGGCAUUCAAGGAGUUUGGCGUCCCCAUUGAGAAUCGGGGGAAGCUGGAGACGGGCACCUUUUGGGGCCAAAACGCAAACACGCAGCCGUUGGUCUUUUGGUUCAUCCUGUACAUCUAUGCCACACCCGGGCUGCUAGAGGCGCUACGGAGCGAGGUCGAGCCUUGCAUGGCCGUGACCAGAGACGGCGCGAUAACGCAGAUCACGAGAGUAGACAUCUCGGCGCUUGGACGUGAAUGUCCGCUUCUCAAAUCGGCCAUGUUUGAGACGUUCCGGAUGGUGAACGAGCCGACAUCGAUACGAUACGUUGCCCGGGCGCUGCUCGUUCCCGAUGGAGAGCAUCAACAUCAUCUGGAGGCCGGGACUUGGAUCUCGGUCCCCCACGCCGGGAUUCAGCACGAGCCGUCCAUCUUCCCCGAACCGGACAAGUUCAUACCAGACCGGUUCCUCGAGGUGGACGAGCGGAGCGGCAAGACGGUCGCGAGGUACGGCCGAUUGAGGCCCUGGGGUGCUGGCGUCGGCAUCUGCAAGGGGCGCACGUUUGCGGAAAAGGAGAUUCUUCUCAUAGCCUCAUGCUUCAUCACACUGUGGGAUAUGGAGCCCCCAGGUGGCGGACCGUGGCAAGUGCCGGGAUCGGUGCCUGGAACAGGCGUUGCGCGACCCAAUGGAGCUGUGCGUGCCGUGCUCAAGCGACGCUCACAUGCAUCGUGGCGGCCAGACGUGGAAUAA